This is a messenger RNA of Pseudovirgaria hyperparasitica, 1944 nucleotides long. Its product is annotated as ANTH-domain-containing protein. Gene Ontology annotation, molecular function: clathrin heavy chain binding; SNARE binding; phosphatidylinositol-4,5-bisphosphate binding. The record is from RefSeq and is a predicted model, not a curated record. The transcript is spliced from 4 exons. Gene Ontology annotation, biological process: clathrin coat assembly; vesicle budding from membrane; clathrin-dependent endocytosis. Gene Ontology annotation, cellular component: clathrin-coated pit; clathrin-coated vesicle. Lineage: Eukaryota; Fungi; Ascomycota; Dothideomycetes; Acrospermales; Acrospermaceae. The coding region runs from base 1 to 1944 and encodes 647 amino acids.
AUGGCGAGCUCAUUCGAGAAAUCAGUGAAGGGAGGUACCAAGAUAAAACUUGCGCCUCCUAAAUCUAAAUAUGUCGAACAUAUCCUCGUAGCCACGCAUGCAGGCGAAGCAGGCGUCGGUGAGAUCUUCCGUGCGUUGCAGAAUAGACUUCGCGAUACGACAUGGACAGUGGUCUUCAAAUCGCUCAUAAUCAUACAUUUGAUGAUAAGAGAAGGAGAGCCCGAUGUGACCCUGAAAUUCAUGUCGCAUUCGCCCUCGCGGAAGCUUGCAAUAAAUCAUUUCACAGAAGCUCAAACGCAAGGUCGUAACAUACGUACAUACUCAGAAUACCUACUUGAACGAGCGCGAGCCUAUGGACAAACGAAGGUUGAUUAUGUACGCGGCGGAGAAGGGAGGUUAAAAAGGCUGAGUGUGGACAAAGGCCUGCUACGAGAGACAGAGGCUGUACAGAACCAGAUCAAGGCGCUUGUUCAAUGCGAGCUGUUUCAAGACGAGCCAGAGAACGAAAUCACACUCGUAGCCUUCCGCUUACUGACCAUGGACUUGCUUGUCCUGUUCCAUAUUAUGAACGAAGGUACAAUUAACGUUCUGGAACACUAUUUCGAGAUGUCACAUCCAGACGCGGAACGAGCGCUGAGAAUAUAUCGAACAUUCUGCAAACAAACAGAGCUGGUUGUUCAAUAUCUGAGCAUUGCAAGAUUGCAUGAACACUCAACGCGGCUGGAGAUACCCAAGAUAAAGCACGCCCCGACAAGUCUCGCAAAAUCGUUAGAAGAGUAUCUGAAUGCACCAGAUUUCGAAACGAGUCGUAGGCAAUAUCUCAUCGCCAAAGACGCCAAAAAGGGUAGCAAGGCUGCUAAUGGCACGAAUGAGUCUGCGGGAGCAUCUCGUACGACUCCCGCAAGGACAGAAACUAAGGCCACUCAAGAUGCUCGACCAACAACUGCCGGAGCGACGCAGCAAGCAAUUAAACCGGGGGCUGAUCUCAUUGAUUUCUUUGAUUCGAUCGAGCAGAAUCAGCAGCCAAUGGUGACACAAGCUGGCCAGCCACAGCAGUUUCAAACUCCCUUUCCAUAUCAGCGGCAGCAGCAGCAGCAACAAUCAGGAUUCCAGCAGCAAAGUGGUCUCAUGCAACAGCCCAAUGUUCAGGAGCAGCUAUCGCAACACGGAUUCGCAACAAACGCCGCGGAUCCGUUUGGACAACCGCAGCAGGUUCAGCAAGUCCAACAGAGCUUCACAGGAGCAGGAUUUGGAGGGUACACCCAUCAGCCUCAACAGCAGUUCAAUCCGCAGGGCCUUUCCCUACAGUCAAUUCCGCAGAAUGGAAUGGUGGAUUUCUCUCAACAGCAGCAGCAACAGCAACAGCAACAGCAACAUCAAUUUCAGAACCCGGUAACAUCUCCGGGGGCCCUCCAACCUCAAUCAACAAAUCCGUUCCGUCAAUCUAUGUUACCCACUCAGACUGGUGGCUUAAAUCCAAACCUGGCAGGCCAACAGAAUACAGCUGGUUUAAGUCGGUCUCCCACCAAUCCGUUUGCGAGAAACCCUUCACCGACCCAGCAACAGGUGCCAAACGUGCCACAUAUACCCCAGGCGUAUAGCAAUACUUCAAUGCAGGCACCACAACCGUCACCGUUCGUACAACCACAGCAACCUCAGAGUUUGCUCCCAACUCAGACAGGUACCAACCCUUUCGCUCGGAAUUCAUCGCCAAGCCAGGCGUCGUCUUCUCCUGUCUCUACUCUACAAGGGUUAAUGCCAAAUCCUACGGGUACUACCAACCCUUUCAGACAAAGUAUGUUUGUCAAUCAGCAGACUGGCCAGGGGUGGCAAUCCGCUCCAGGUCAAGGUACUAUGGGAGGCUUGGAGCAGCUCCCAACAAUGCCUGUAUUUCCACGACCUGGUCAGCAGCCGCCCCAGCAGCCGCAAGGAGGAUGGCAAUAG